AAGGCGUUCCAGAAGGGCGGCCCAUCGUUCGGAGGAUGGCAGGUACGUCACAUCCGCUCAUCUCACACUCAUCACUGACAAAAAACACAGAUGCUCCCGGGAACAAAUCAUUCCCGUGCAAUUGCUCGUUCGGGAGUCGACUGGAUCUGCAUUGACUGUGAACACGGCAACAUCGACGAUGGCGAAAUGCACGAAGCAGUCGUAGCCAUAGCCCGCGAGGGAGUCUCCCCUAUCAUCCGCAUAGCCGCCAACGAGCCAUGGAUGGUAAAACGCGCCCUCGACACCGGCGCCCACGGCAUCGUAGUCCCACUAAUCUACACCGUGGCCGACGCCCAAAAGCUCAUCAACUCCGCAAAGUUCCCACCCGAAGGAACCCGAGGUUUCGGCUCCCCCUUCGCGCCGCAAGUCUUCGGCAACCAGCCCAUGUCCCACUACCUCCUGAACGCAAACACCUCCCUCAUAACAAUCGUGCAGAUCGAAACCGCCUCGGCCCUGGCCGCCGUGCGCGAGAUAGCCGCGCUUCCCGGCGUCGACUGCCUUCUCAUCGGCCCGUUUGAUCUGGGGAAUAAUAUCGGGCGCCCCGUGUUGGGCGAGAUGCAUCAGGAGCUUAAGGAUGCGAUUGAGGCGAUUAAAGAGGCGGCGCAUGCCGAGGGGAAGAAGGUGGGUAUUUAUUGCACGAGUGGGGAGCAGGCGAGGAUGUAUGCUGAGAGGGGGUUUGAUAUGAUUAGUAUCGCGACGGACUUUAUUGCUAUUACGCAGACUUUUGCGCAGACACUGGCUGUGGCUGGUAAUAAGGCAGGCGGAGAGGAGAAGAAGAAGGGUGAUACAGGAUACGAUGGGCGGUGA
This is a messenger RNA of Dothidotthia symphoricarpi CBS 119687, 846 nucleotides long. RefSeq names its product 2,4-dihydroxyhept-2-ene-1,7-dioic acid aldolase-like protein. Bases 91 to 846 code for a protein of 251 amino acids. Gene Ontology annotation, cellular component: cytoplasm. The record is from RefSeq and is a predicted model, not a curated record. Lineage: Eukaryota; Fungi; Ascomycota; Dothideomycetes; Pleosporales; Dothidotthiaceae. The transcript has 3 exons. Gene Ontology annotation, molecular function: aldehyde-lyase activity.